AUGAGCCUCACUGUGUGUGAAGCAUUUAAAGAUGCUGAUCAAUAUUUGCCUGAUAAUUUUUCUUUCAAGAGGGAUCAUAGGCAUACUCAUUUAUACAAUGUUUAUUGUCGAGCUAACACAGCAACAGGAAAAGGACAAUGUAUAACUUCCGGUGAAGUAGUUAACGCUGUUACUAUAUUAUUACUUAAUAAUUUAUUCAUUGGAAAUGAUAUAGAAUCUGAAAAUGAACGUAACGAAUAUAUCCUGUAUGUUAUGCUAUGGUUAAGUAAUAAAAUGAAACUGAUUACCACAGGGACCUUCAAACAGGUGGCAGAUUUUUAUGUCACGUAUAUAAAAAAUUCUGAAGAGUAUAAAGAUUAUAUUAAUUUAAUCUUAAAAAACGAAAGAUUACUGUAUUUUAAUAUUGGUAGAAUGCGUAAACUUUAUGGGUUAUUUAAUGAUCUGUGUAAUGCAAUUAAUAAACAUUCUGAAGAUCCUUCAGAUUAUUCUGGUUUUUCAAAAUUUGCUACUAAUUGGGAAGAAGAAGCCUAUAAUCUUGCUUAUAAAAAAAAUAGGAUUUUUGAAGAUAAGCGACAUUGUACUAUUUUGUCGACUUUAAAAAAUGCUUAUGAAAAAUAUAGAACAGAUAAUGGUAGCCCACGUGAAAUUCGAAAAAUUAAAGAGAUCGAAGGAAUGGAUGAUUGUAAUAAAUUAUUUAAAAAUGCAAAAACCCGAUCGAAAAAAUUACAGAACUCCCGACAAAUAAGGAUUCAAAAAAAACCUUCAGGAGAUCCAAAAAAACCUUCAGUAAAUUCACAAAACCCUUCAGUAAAUUCACAAAACCCUUCAGCAGAUUCACAAAAAAGUUCAGCAGAUUCACAAAAAAGUUCAGCGGAUUCACAAAAAAGUUCACCAGAUCCAGAAAAAAAUUCACCAAAUCCAGAAAAAAAUUCACCAGAUCCACAAAAAAGUUUAGCAGAUUCACAAAAAAGUUUAGCAGAUCCACAAAAAAGUUCAGAAGAUCCACAAAAAAGUUCAGUGCCUGUAAAAAAAGAUUUCGAGAAAAGCGAUGACACAUUGACAUAUUUAGAUAUUAAAAAUGCAUUUGAAACCUAUAGCUCAUUUUUUAGUAGUGCGCUUACUAAUAUUGGCAAUAAUUUAUAUGAAAAGGCGGUGCCAACCUUACAAAAUGUUUACGGUACAUUAAAAAAUUUUUCUGAUACCACGAUUAGUUAUAUGAACGAGCAGCUUAAAAAAGCAAUAGAAACUUAUACAUUAUAUGAAGAUAUACCUGAUGAAAAAGGGCCAGGAGGUGACCCACCAGCAGAUAAUCCCUUACCGCCAUUUAGUGACUUACCACCUAAUCCCUUACCGUUAUCUAGUGACUUACCAUCACCUAAUCCCUCAUCAUUAUCUAAUCCCUCAUCAUUAUCUAAUGACUCAUCAUCAUCUGGUGACCCAUCACUAUCUAGUGACCCAUCAUCACCUAGUGGCCCAUCAUCACCUAGUGGCCCAUCACCACCUAGUGACCUAUCACCACCUAGUGACCUAUCACCACCUAGUGAUCCAUCACCAUCUAGUGAACCAUCACCACCUAAUGAACCAUCACCACUUACUGGCCAAUUACAAUUUAUUGGCCAAUUACAAUUUAUUGGUCAAUUUCCAUUUACUGAGCAAUCACUAUCUACUGAGCAAUCACUAUCUACUGAGCAAUCACUAUCUACUGAGAAAUCACCAUCUAUUGACCAAUCACCAUCUAUUGACCAAUUACCAUCUAUUGACCAAUUACUAUCUAAUGGCUCAUUAUCAUUUACUGGCCCAUUAUCAUCUAAUGGCCAAUUAUCAUCUAAUGGCCAAUUAUCAUCUAGUGGCUUAUCAUCAUCUACUGACUCAUCAUCAUCUAGUGGCUCAUUACCAUCUAGUGGCUCAUUACCAUCUAGUGGCUCAUUACCAUCUAGUGGCUCAUUACUAUCUAGUGACUCAUCACUAUUUACUGACUCAUCAUCACCUCAAGAAAAUUUAUUACCUCAAAAAAAUCCAUCUGAAACUUUACUUGAAAAUAUAUUUGAAACUUCACUUAAAACGUCACCUGAAACUGCAUCUGAAACUUCACUACAGACAAGUUAUACGGAAGAAAUUCAAAUACAGCAACCGCCUCAGGAUUCAGUUGAAAAAGGAAAUUUUGAUCAAAAAAUCAAUCAUGAAGAACCUCAAAAAGAAGUGUCAAUUCCAGAGCCAGUUUCAGAGCCAAUUACAGUGACAAGUCCAGCGGAAAUUCCAACGGGAAUUCCAACGGGAAUUCCAGCGGGAAUUUCAACGGCAACUUCAACAGCAGCUCAAACGGCAACUCCAACAGCAACUCAAACGGCAGCUCCAGCAUCAGCUCCAACGGAAACUUCAGCAUCAACUAAAAAGGCAACUCCAGCAUCAGCUCCAACGGAAACUUCAGGAGGAUUUUCAUGGGGACUUUCAUGGGGAAUUUCAGAGAGAAUUCCAGUGAUUAAACUGAAAAAUCCAAUAUCCAAAGUAAAAAUAAAUGAAAUACCAGGAAUAGAUAAUAAUGUAUUCAAAAAAUACAAACCAAUUAUAGUUUCAAUUAUAGUUCUUUUAAUUCCUGUUGCUUUAGUUAUUAUGAACAAGUAUUUGCCAUUUGUAUGGGGAAAGAAAUUGAAGAAAAAAAAAAAGAAGAAAAAGGCUAUAAAUAUGUUUGGUGUAAAUGAAACAGCAAAAAGAGUUAUAAACUCAACUGAUCGAAAGAAACAAGCGGAAAUAAUUAUAAAUUCAUCUACUCAAAAAAAACAGGAUAAAAAGUUUAUAAAUUCAUCUACUCAAAAAAAGCAGGAUGAAAAGUUUAUAAAUUCAUAUACUCAAAAAAAGCAGGAUGAAAAGUUUAUAAAUUCAUCUAAAAAAAAAAAGCAGGAUGAAAAGUUUAUAAAUUCAUCUAAAAAAAAAAAGCAGGAUGACAAGUUUAUAAAUUCGUAUACUCAAAAAAAGCAGGAUGAAAAGUUUAUAAAUUCAUCUAAAAAAAAAAAGGAUAAAAAGUUUAUAAAUUCAAAUGAUCGAAAGAAAAAAGUGGAAAUAAUUAUAAAUUCAUCUCCUCGAAAAAAAAAGGAUAAAAAGUUUAUAAACUCAACUGAUCGAAAAAAACAAGUGGAAAUAAUUAUAAAUUCAUCUACUCCAAAAAAAAAGACUAAACAGUUUAUAGAUUCAUCUACUCAAAAAAAACAGGUGCAAAUAAUUAUAAAUUCACAUACUCAAAAAAAACAGACUGAACAGUUUAUAAAUCCCGUUUAUUGGGAAAAAUAUUCAUUAUUAAAUAUAUACAAACAUAUGAAGUCCGAUCCUGCACCAUUUAUUUGUUUGUUUUUGUUGAUGAUUUUUUUUGUUUAUAAAAGAAAAUACAAUUCUUUAGAAUAA
Molecule: messenger RNA, 3396 nt
Organism: Plasmodium yoelii
Lineage: Eukaryota; Apicomplexa; Aconoidasida; Haemosporida; Plasmodiidae
Product: PIR protein
Exons: 3
Coding region: 1-3396 (1131 amino acids)
Source: RefSeq, a predicted model, not a curated record